This is a messenger RNA of Pantherophis guttatus, 1155 nucleotides long. The record is from RefSeq and is a predicted model, not a curated record. NCBI's taxonomy places the organism in Eukaryota, Metazoa, Chordata, Lepidosauria, Squamata, Colubridae.
AUGGUGCCAAGCAGAAAAGACCCCAACUCUACCUACAGUGAAAAGAACCUGGCUCAGUGUAUUUUUGAUUUUUUUGGUGCUGGAAUAGACACAACCUUCGGUACUCUGAUGUGGGCACUGCUUCUCUUGACCAAUCAUCCCAACAUCCAAGAGAAAAUCCAGAAGGAAAUUGAAGAUGUGUUUGGCUUCUCAGGGUUGAUUUCCUAUCAGGAUCGGAAGAAGCUACCCUAUACCAAUGCCGUGAUUCAUGAAAUGCAGCGUUUAAAAAGUGUCUUGUUAGUUGGGCUUCCCAGACAAAGUACAAAGGAUGUGAACAUGAGGGGUUACCACAUUCCUAAGGGGACCAUUAUCGUCGCAGACUUGCGCUCUGUUCUUCUUGAUCCUGAGCAAUGGGAGACCCCUGAAGAAUUCAACCCAAAUCACUUUUUAGAUAAGGAUGGGAAGUUCCUUGAUCGAGAAGAGUUUUUGUCAUUCGGAAUAGGUCAGCGUUCCUGUGUGGGAGAGCAGCUGGCAAGAAUUGAGAUCUUCAUCUUUCUGACCAGCCUGUUGAGGGCCUUCAGCUUCCGGUUGCCUGAAGGAGUGAAAGAACUCAAUGAAGAACCUGUCGAAAAAGUGAUGACACAUCCACACCCUUACAAACUGUGUGCUAUUCCCUUACAAUCUUAGGACUAAACACCAUAAAAAGCAUAAAAUUAGUUACAGAGUAGCUAUUCAGUAUGAUAAAUAUUUCUAAUAUGCUGAUAAUCCCUUAAUAUUGUAUUUUGCUUCUAUUUACUCAAUACUGAAACUUUUUCAACCUAUUGCUGGGUUCACACAACAUACCUAAGAAGGUCAACCUAAGAUUAGGAGGAUGUGGGUGAAAAAUGUACUAACUAAGCUUUCCAAAAAGCAACUGGACUUUCUUGAUGACAAAGAAUAUAAAUCCUUCCAUUCCCCACCAGUCAAUUAGAACUAAAGAAGCUUCUUGGAUGAUGAGAAGCGAAAUGUUUUCAAAUAAGAUAAAAAACACCCAAGAAAGUAUAGGUGCUUUUUGCAAUAAAGCACCUCUGGAAUAACCAUGAUCUGGAUGGUUGUGAAUCUCCAUAGAUGUUAAAAUGUUUAUGUUUCACCUUUGUUUCUUUUUGGAUGCCAAUAAAACGUAUUGCUUUCCAUUUA